Messenger RNA from Coregonus sp. 'balchen', 14467 nucleotides. NCBI's taxonomy places the organism in Eukaryota, Metazoa, Chordata, Actinopteri, Salmoniformes, Salmonidae. The record is from the annotation of a GenBank genome assembly.
GAGUGGAGAAAGAGGAAGUGUAUGAGGUAAACUGUGCUUUGUGACAAGACAAAUCUCCAGAGAAGUUCAGACAGGAGAAUAGUUGUACAUCUGUGAUGGCAAAGGUAAGGGCUUUUCUGUAUUUACCUGUGGAGUUUUGUGACUUAAGUGCAAUUGAUAAGCACAACUUAGAACUUCUUUAAGUCAAAACCAACAUUGUGCAGCAACAGUGUUUGAAAGAUGUUUGUAGUUCAGUUCUAUUUUGUUUCACAAUAAAUGCGUUGUUUUGUUUUUAACACAAUCCAAAUGUAAAAAGUCAGAUUGAAAGUGAAAGGUAUGGAAUGGCGAGGCUCAGUGUCAACAGCCGAAACAUGUCUCGUCCAACUGGAUAGACGAGGCAAUUACAUCCAGGGCUCGCUCUCCACUGCAAAAUAAAACCAAACAUAUUUAGGCAUAUUUAAAACUAUUGCAUUGAUAACAUUAUACUUAAGAUAAUUGAAGUGCCGGUGUGCAUUACACAUGAUGCAAAUUAGUCUGCAAGUCAUCCGAGAAGGGUACAAUUUGGCCCGCAAUUCAGGUCAUUCCUGCUUCUUGAACCCCUCUUUAUACUUCUAUUGUCCAUAUUUAAGCUAGGACUCCAGUACGGAGGCGCUGCAGUACAGUUGUUGGUGGAAAUGUACCAUAACGUUGGAUGACAACCGCCAAUAAACCCCACAGAAGAAGAGAUGAGGGUAACAAGGCCGGUAGACAGUGUCUUUCGCCCCCACCUGUCGGGCACUGUUUUCCCGCAGUUCUGUUAACGACAACAAGGGCAGGUGUUAGCAAAGGACACUGGGUACUAGCUAGUUAGAUACAAAGCAGGCGUGGUAGCUAGCUAGCUAACGUUCAUGCAGGAACCAAUGUGAUGCUCGAGGUGGGAGAGGCGUUCCUGCAUAGGCAGGAAUGCCCACAUGCAGGAACGCCCUGAAUUGCAGUCCGCAGUCACAUACUAUUGAGUCAUCAAGGAACAGUUAUUGUUUGAUGGGCAUAACCAAAGUAAAGAAUUAUCCCGGGGGUGAAUUACUUCAUGGUUAUGUAUCGUGUGACUUAAAGAAGAAGUUAUGGCAAGUUAUUGAAAUGUGGGUUUAUGUUAAACCUUUGUCUAUGACGUUAUGAUAUGUUCAUGGGAAAUUAUGCAUUAAUGGUAAAAAUGUGUAUUGGGGCUAUCAUGCUGGAACAUUCCUAGUGGAAGGGAGUUCCUGGAAAGAGUACUUAGGUGCUCAGUUGGUCUUUGCCUGAAGGAGAGCAGGCUGGGUAUGCAACAGGUUGGCUAGAGUAAUCAUACCUGAGUUUUAUUAUAGGCAAAGAGUUGUUUGUCCGAUCCGCCGCCUCGGCUUCUGUUUCACACCCACCCAUACAUUCUCCCCCCACAGCCUCCACCUCUGGUGCCCCGCCCCAGGAACAUCUGUAUGAGCACGCCUGAGGAAAGUGAGCCCCAGAGGAGAUGGCGCUACGGUCCCUCCUCUCCCUCAGACACAUCCGGCUCAGCGGUUGGUGGUGGCAGGGUAAGAGACUGUCCAUAAACAUAUGGAUUGGAUUCAACCAUUGACAACAUGGGACCUGGUCAAAAGAAGUGUACUAUAUAGGGGAUAGGGUGUCACUUGGGAUGCUAUUCCCUAUAUAGUGCACCACUUUUGACACAGCUAUUGACUUGCAUUCCUUACUAUUUAAACUGCAGUUUUAACUAUAGUAUGACUUACCUGACUUUAUCCUCUUGGCCCCCGGGGGAGCGUAGGGCGUCCACCAUGGCUCUCCACCACCUCACUCUCUUCUGAGGGACCUAUGGUGUGAAAUAUAUAUUGACUUGAAUUCCUUUCUAUUUGAACUGCAGUGGUAUGCUAUGGUGUACACUACAUAACUAUGGUGUGAAACUGUGUUAUUGUAAAUGUGACUUCUUAGAACCCAGGCACGGCACAGAAGCCGCCCCCUGCGGCCCAGAAUAAGUGGUCGGUGAGAAGGAGUCCUCCACAAGAAGAAGGUGGUUGUGACCCUCAGGAUGUGUCUGAAUUCAUUAAGAAGGCAUCUCAUCUGAUGCAGCAACACGCACUCUUCUCUUUAAUUUGCUCUCAUAUACAGUAAGAGUGAAUCCUAACACCCACCCAUACAUUCUUCACCCACUCCCCCCCCACAGCCUCCACCUCCAGUGCCCCACCCCAGGAACAUCUAUAUGGGCAAGUCUGAGGAGAGUGUGCCCCAGAGGAGAUGGAGCUAUGGUCCCUCCUCUCCCUCACACACAUCCGGUCCAGGGGUUGAUAGAGGCAGGGUAAGAGACUGUCCAUAAAUCAAUGGAUUGGAUUCAACCAUUGACAACCAGCCAGGUCACCCGUAAUACAAGUCAGUAUUCGACGUCCAUCCAUGUCUGAGGACGUCGGGAAAUUAAGUGGAAACGGCCACUAGGGGCAACAGUGAGCGACGUUACCUUCAAGUAGGUUACAGUUUUGCUAGGGUGUUGGGGAUGGCAGAUGGGCAUAAGCAUCUGCCUCUGAUUCCAAAGGGCCAAAGGCUGCAUGUUCGAAUCCAGCGAUAGAAAGUCGUUUUCUAUAUUUUUGUUUUAAGCCCAUCUCAAACCUUAACCAUUCUGAGUUAAUGCCUAACCUUAAGAAUUUGGAGUUAAUGCCUAAACUUAACCUUAAACAAUUCUAAAUUUGACGUUUUGAAGAACUUCGAAAUUUGAUGUUUGAGAAACAUGGAUGAACAUCUAAUUCUGACAUGAGACUGUGAGAGCUGGUAGUGACAUGGGUCCUGGUCAAAACAAGUGUUAUUAUUAUAUUAUUAUAAGUGUACUAUAUAGGGGAUAGGGUGCCAUUUGGGAUGCUAUUCCCUAUAUAGUGCACUACUUUUGAUGCAGCCAUUGACUUGCAUUCCUUACCAUUUGAACUGCAGUUUUAACUAUGGUAUGACUUACCUGACUUAAUCAUCUUUGCCCCCUUGGGAGCAUAGGAUGUCCACCAUGGCUCUCAACCACCUCACUUUCUUCUGAGGGACCUAUGGUGUGAAAUAUAUAUUGACUUGAAUUCCUUUCUAUUUGAACUGCGGUGGUAUACUAUGAUGUACACUAUAUACCUACCUACAGUGAAAAGAGUUUUGCUAGAAAUUGAAUGUUAAUUGGGGAGAGAUGAUGUUACUGUGUGUUGCUAAAUUACAGUGCCUUCAGAAAGUAUUCACACCCCUUGAUCUUUUCCCCAUUUUGUUGUUACAGCCUGAAUUUAAAACAGAUUACAUUUAGAUUUUUGGGGGUCACUGGCCUACACACAAUACCCCAUAAUGUCAAAGUGGCAUCAUGUUGUUCGAAACUUAAAACAAAUUAAUUAAAAAUGAAAAGCUGAAAAGUCUUGAGUCUAAGUAUUGAACCCCUUUGUUUAACAUUAUUAUGACUACAUAAUUUCUGUACCCCACACAUACAUUCCCCCGGGACUGCUGCACAGAAGAAAUAUCAGCGCGCGCGCAGAGAAGCACGAGAUUGAAUUUCACCCAACUUUCUAGAGUUUUCCCUGUUAGUUAACACUAUCAACAUGUCCCUUUACUGUGGGAAUUGUGAUCGAAUCAAUGCAAUAUUAGCCACUUUCAAUGCAACAUACCGAAACACAACUAACUAUGCAAGAGUAAAUGGCUUGUUUUGAGAUCAAGGCGAGAGGUACAUGUGUGCACAUUUGUAAAUGUGUUCAUAUCCUUUGCUAGUUAACUAGUUAUUAUCCCAGUUAUAGAUAAUUUGUAGUCAGCAAUGGGGGGUGAUUGCUUCCUACAAGAGCACAAAACGUGUGCAUUUAUAGACAUCUUUGAAAAGCUAGCUUUUCUUUGUCUUAAAGGGGCAGUGUUGUAUUUUGAGACAGGCUUGAAUAAGCUAAGGAGCCAAUAGGCAGAGGGUAGCAUCACUGAGAACAUUUCUGGUCUGCUGAGCGCAAACUUGAACAUUAGAAAAUUCUGUGCAACUUCCGGCGCACGUUUACUGUGAACACUAAGGCUGUACCCACUUUAGUUUUAACUGUGGUCAGUUAGGCUACUGUGGCUAUUUGAUUAUAAUGAAGGCCUACCAGAGUGGCCUACCAUCAAAAACAAUGGAGAAAAUCUAUCCCAUAACAUUUUAACAUGAAAAUUGCUGUUCUAUCGUUCAGCCUACAGUAGCAGCUAAUGUGUGGUGUUCAAUGUAGGCCUACAUUCCAUGAGACUUUUGGACAUUAACCUGUUCAUCCACUUGUCCUUCAGACAAGGAGGUGACAGAAAAUGUUGUUGUUUGAUGCAAGAAACCACUUUACAAAAUAAAAUGCAUCAUUAUUCCCAUACCAUUAUUACAGAGAAUCAGACCAAUUAUGCUGCCUAUUGGCUACUUGGCUGCUUCAAGCCUGUCUCAAAAUACAACACUGCCCCUUUUAAAGACAAAAAAAAGCUCUUUACCUGACUGGCUUUUCAAAGAUGUCUAGAAAUGCACACGUUUUUGUGCUCUUGUGGGAAGCAAUCACUCCCCCAUUGCUGACUACAAAUGAUCUAUAACUGGGCUAAUAACUCACUAACGAGCAAAGGAUAUGAACAAAUGUACAAAUAUGCACACGUCGCUACAUGUAUCUCAAAUCAAGCGCAUCUAUUCACGACCGCUUAUGCUGUAAAAACAGUCCAGUUCAAAGUGAAUGGCACAGAUCCAUAUAUGGCCAUGGUUUGUUUGCAUAUAGGCCUACUGCAGCUCUGAUUGGUUAUGGCGCACGGGUCUGUGUAGAGGAUGGGUCAUGCCUGUCAAUGCAAUAGAAUUCUACUCCGAUGCAUUCCGCCUACAACAAAAUCUCUUGCAUAGUUCGUUUUUGUUUCGGUAUGUUGCAUUGAAAGUGGCUAAUGUUGCGUUGAUUCGAUCACAAUUCCCACAGUAAAGGGAAACAUUGAUAUUGUUAACGGGGAAAACUCUAGAAAGUUGAGUGAAGUUCAAUCUCGUGCUUCUCUGCGUGGGCUGAUAUUUCUUCUGUGCUGCAGUACUGGGGGAGCAGGCAUGCAGCUUAGAGGGAAGUACAACACAUCACUGAGUACCACUCUUCUUAUUUUCAAGCAUGGUGGUGGCUGCAUCAUGUUAUGGGUAUGCUUGUCAUCGGCAAGGACUAGGGAUUUUUUUAUAAUAAAAAUAAAUGGAAUAGAGCUAAGCACAGGCAAAAUCUUAGAGGAAAACCUGGUUCAGUCUGCUUUUCAACAGACACUGAGAAACAAAUUCACCUUUGAGCAGGACAAUAACCUAAAACACAAGGCCAAAUACACACUGGAGUUGCUUACCAAGACGACAUUGAAUGUUCCUGAGUGGCCUACUGUAGUUUUGACUUAAAUGGCUUGAAAAUCAAUGGCAAGGGGUGUGAAUACUUUCUGAAGGCACUGAGAGUACAAAACAUUAUGAACACCUGGUCUUUCCAUUACAUACUGACCAGGUGAUUCCAGGUGAAAGCUUUGAUCCCUUAUUGAUGUCACUUAUUAAAUCCACUUUAGUUAGUGUAGAUGGCGGGGGGAGACAGGUUAAAGAAGAUGUUAUAAGUCUUGAGACAAUUUAGACAUGGAUUGUGUACAGUACCAGUCAAAAGCUUGGACACACUUACUCAUUCAAGGGUUUUUCUUUAUUUUUACUAUUUUCUACAUUGUGGAAUGAUAGUGAAGACAUCAAAAGGGGGGAGGGGGUGCAACUCAAUAUUAGGAAGGUGUUCUUAAUGUUUUGUACACUGUAUAUAACUAUGGUGUGAAACUUUAUUGUAAAUGUGACUUCUUAGAACCCAGGCACGGCACAGAAGCCGCCCCCUGAGGCCCAGAAUAAGUGGUCGGUGAGAAGGAGUCCUCCACAAGAAGAAGGUGGUUGUGACCCUCAUGAUGGGGGGGGGAGUGUGUCUGAAUUCAUUAAGAAGGUAUCUCAUCUGAUGCAGCAACACGCUCUCUUCUCUUUUAAUUUGCUCUCAUAUACAGUAAGAGUGAAUCCUAACACCCACCCAUACAUUCUUCACCCACUCCCCCCACAGCCUCCACCUCUGGUGCCCCGCCCCAGGAACAUCUGUAUGAGCACGCCUGAGGAAAGUGAGCCCCAGAGGAGAUGGCGCUACGGUCCCUCCUCUCCCUCAGACACAUCCGGCCCAGCGGUUGGUGGUGGCAGGGUAAGAGACUGUCCAUAAACAAAUGGAUUGGAUUCAACCAUUGACAACAUGGGACCUGGUCAAAAGAAGUGAACUAUAUAGGGGAUAGGGUGUCACUUGGGAUGCUAUUCCCUAUAUAGUGCACCACUUUUGACACAGCUAUUGACUUGCAUUCCUUACUAUUUAAACUGCAGUUUUAACUAUAGUAUGACUUACCUGACUUUAUCCUCUUGGCCCCCGGGGGAGCGUAGGGCGUCCACCAUGGCUCUCCACCACCUCACUCUCUUCUGAGGGACCUAUGGUGUGAAAUAUAUAUUGACUUGAAUUUCUUUCUAUUUGAACUGCAGUGGUAUACUAUGGUGUACACUGUAUAACUAUGGUGUGAAACUGUGUUAUUGUAAAUGUGACUUCUUAGAACCCAGGCACGGCACAGAAGCCGCCCCCUGAGGCCCAGAAUAAGUGGUCGGUGAGAAGGAGUCCUCCACAAGAAGAAGGUGGUUGUGACCCUCAGGAUGGGGGGGGGAGUGUGUCUGAAUUCAUUAAGAAGGUAUCUCAUCUGAUGCAGCAACACGCUCUCUUCUCUUUUAAUUUGCUCUCAUAUACAGUAAGAGUGAAUCCUAACUUUCACUUAUGUCUAAUUUUCUCUGUCUCCCAUUAACAUUGAACGUACAACUAAGUGGAAAUUCGUCUUGAGUGGAAGUUAGGAUUUGCAUCAAAGUGCACUGUUCUCUGAAAAUGACUUGAAUAUUAUUUUUCAGUUUGACGCUAAAGAGGACCAGAACAAGCAACUGGUGGUGCGUCCUCCUCCUGGCCCGCCUGUUGUCGUUGACAGAGAGUACUCCAAUCCCCCUCUCUAUGAAAAUGUUUUUGGAUAUGCAGGAAACUCGUAAGGUGAGAUAAACAGAGAAAACAGAUGUUUAAAACUAAGCUUAAAUCAAGUAAUCGUGUAUUGGUUGAGUACACAGUUUAGCAGACGUUAUAGCAUGUACAGCUAAAUGCUUAUGUUACUAGCUCUUAACAAUGCAGUAUGUCAGACAAGUAAACAAAUAAUUUAAAAAACAAUAUAUAAAAAAAUCAAGAAAUGUCUCCACGAAUCCAAUUAACAACCCAAAUAACACUGUAACAGUAAUCCAAAUGCAAUCUAUACGUAUGUACACCGGGAUAAUUUACACAAUAUACUAAGAAUGACAGAGUACAGCAGUAGAUAUAUUACAGUGAGCUAUGUCAAGAAUCCAGUAUAUAAUAAAUAUGUGGUGUGUAUAAACAGUGAAACUACAAUGCAAUGUACAGUAGUAGAAUAUUAAAAUGAGCUAUAUGGAGAAUACAGUAUUAAAGCUUAACACUCAUUUAUUACUAAUACUGUAAUACCUGGUUUUCUGAGCUGUACAUUGUUGUUCUUCCAGUUUGGGUCACCUGCUGUCGUUGACAGAGAGUCCUCCAAUCCCCCUCUCUAUGAAGAGGUUUUUGCUACGCAGGAAACUUGUACGGUGAGACAAGUAAAGGGAUCACAGUCAGCCAGCUACAAAUACUGUUUUAAUGUUUUUUCCCAUUAUAGUUCAAGGGCUGGUUUCCCCAACCUUGACUCAGGGGUCGAUGUAACAUAGUAAACAAAAAUCGAGGACACUCAAAUUAGUUUAUUGUUUGGUAUGGUACGUAUUAUUUUGUGAAUGUCCAUCAUCCACUUUGUAUGAUAUGUUACGAAUUACAAUUCGUACAAUAUGUUACAAAUUUGCAAUACUUUUAUAUGUUAUAGAUUCCAAUUUGUGGUGGCUAACGUUAGCUAGGCUAGGGGUAAAGGUUAGCUAACAUGCUAACUAGUUGCAAAGUAGCAAGUAGUUGAAAAGUUGUCCAUGAGACGAUUUGAACACAACUUUUGGGUUGCUAGACAUUCACUUUAUACACCAACCCAUCCAUCCUCCUUUAAUUUUUGCCAUAAGUAACCUUCUGUUUUAUGUAACCAUACCAAACGUUGCAUAUCAUAUACAUUUGAGUGUCCCUGAUUUUAGUUUACAAUGUUACGUCUAGUCUAUGAGACCAGUCUGGUUUCCCAGACACAGAUUAAGCCUAGCCCAUGACUAAAAAGCUACUUUUUUUAUAUUUAGCAUGCGCUCUUGUCCAGAGCAAUUUAAAGUAGUGAGUGCAUACAUUUUCUCUUCAUAUUGGUCCCCCAUUGGAAUCAAACCCACAACCCUGGCAUUGCAAGCGCCAUGCUCCCGAGUGGCGAGGGGUCUAAGGCACUGCAUCUCAGUGCUUGAGGCGUCACUACAGACCCCCUGGUUCGAUUCCAGGCUGUAUCACAACUGGCCGUGAUUGGGAGUCCCAUAGGGCGGCGCACAAUUGGCCCAGCGUCGUCCGGUGUAGGCCGCCAUUGUAAAUAAGAAUUUGUUCUUAACGGACUUGCCUAGUUAAAUAAAGGUAAAAUAAAUAAAAAAUAAGUUAAAUGCUCUACCAACUGAGCCACACAGGACCAUUCUCAAUAGAGAUUCUCUUUUGAAAUAGUUUUUAAUCCAGGACUAGGAUUGAUCUUAAUCUGGGAAACCGGCCCGAAGUGUCAUGCUUUAUUACAGGUCAAACCAAGUGUCCUGAAAAAAGUUUAUUGUAUUUUUCUAUUGUUUUAGGUCACAGUUCAACGACAGAUAUGUGCAACCUAUGCUGGCCGUGUAAGGCAACCUACUCCAUUGCCGUUGAAAUUAAAGCAGCCACUCCCUCUGCAAGGCAGAAUUAAAACACUCUCAAUAAGCAGCAUUAGUGAAGAGGAAAAAGAUGAACAAGAAGAUAACAUCAUCAAGGUAUUCCAAGUAUGACCGUGAACCUGGGGACAGAUCUAGGAUCAGCUUCCACUUCCCCAGUCCUAACUUUAACCAUUAGGGGGGGAAAUAUGCUAAACUGAUCCACGAUCAGCAUCUACUGGCAAAUUCACCAUACACCAUCAAACCUAGCCUGAACAGUGGUCAAAAGACAGGAAUGAAGCAGCAACCACUAGCAUCUCUUGGGGCUAUGUAAAACCAGAAACGGCUCAAAUAAGCUAUCGGACAUCAAUACAUUGUGUAUUAUAUUAGUUACAUACCAGUCAAAAGUUUGGACACACCUACUCAUUCAAGGGGUUUUCUUUAUUUUUAAUAUGUUCUACAUUGUAGAAUAGUGAAGACAUCAAAACAAUGAAAUAACACACAUGGAAUCAUGUAGUAACCAAAAGUGUUUUUAAACAAAUCAAAAUAUAUUUGAGAUUCGUCAAAGUAGCCACCCUUUGCCUUGAUGACAGCUUUGCACACUCUUGGCAUUCUCUCAACCAGCUUCAUGAGGUAGUCACCUGGAAUGCAUUUCAAUUAACAGGUGUGCCUUCUUAAAAGUUAAUUUCUGGAAUUUCUUUCCUCCUUAAUGCAUUUGAGCCAAUCAGUUGUGUUGUGACAAGGUAGGGGUGGUAUACAGAAUAUAGCCCUAUUUAGUAAAUGACCAAGUCCAUAUUAUGGUAAGAACAACUCAAAUAAGCAAAGAGAAACGACAGUCCAUCAUUACUUGAAGACAUGAAGGUCAGUCAAUACGGAACAUUUCAAGAACUUUUAAAGUUUCUUCAAGUGCAGUCGCAAAAACCAUCAAGCGCUAUGAUGGAACUGGCUCUCAUGAGGACCACCACAGGAAAGGAAGACCCAGAGUUACCUCUGCUGCAGAGGAUAAGUUCAUUAUAGUUACCAGCCUCAGAUUGCAGCCCAAAUAAAUGCUUCACAGAGUUCAAGUAACAGACACAUCUCAACAUCAACUGUUCAGAGGAGACUGCAUGAAUCAGGCCUUCAUGGUCGAAUUGCUUCAAAGAAACCACUACUAAAAGACACCAAUAAUAAGAAGAGACUUGCUUGGACCAAGAAACACAAGCAAUGGACAUUAGACCGGUGGAAAUGCGUCCUUUGGUCUGGAGUCCAAAUUUGAGAUUUUUGGUUCCAACCUCAGUGUCUUUGUGAGUAGGUGAAUGGAUGAUCUCUGCAUGUGUGGUUCCCACCGUGAAGCAUGGAGGAGGAGGAGGUGUGAUCGUGUGGGGGUGCUUUGCUGGUUACACUGUUGGUGAUUUAUUUAGAAUUCAAGGCACACUUAACCAGCAUGGCUACCAAAGCAUUCUGCUGCAAUACGCCAUCCCAUCUGGUUUGGGCUUAGUGGGACUAUCAUUUGUUGUUCAACAGGACAAUGACCCAACACACCUCCAGGCUGUGUAAGUGCUAUUUGACCAAGAAGGAGAGUGAUGGAGUGCUGCUUCAGAUGACCUGGCCUCCACAAUCACCUGACCUCAACCCAAUUGAGAUGGUUUGGGAUGAGUUGGACCGCAGAGUGAAGGAAAAGCAGCCAACAAGUGCUCAGCAUAUGUGGGAACUCCUUCAAGACUGUUGGAAAAGCAUUCCAGGUGAAGCUGGUUGAGAGAAUGCCAAGAGCGUGCAAAGCUGUCAUCAAGGCAAAGGGUGGCUACUAUGAAGAAUCUAACAUAUAAAAUAUGAUUUGAUUUGUUUAACACGUUUUUGGUUAUUACAUGAUUCCAUACGUGUUAUUUCAUAGUUUUGAUGUCUUCACUGUUAUUCUACUAUGUAGAAAAUGAGUAGGUGUGUCUAAACUUUUGACUGGUACUGUACAUGUGGGUUUAUGUUACAUUGAGAACCUCCAAAGAAUCAUCACUAAUGACAAUUUGACCACAACCAUUUGUCAAAUUCACACCAUUUCACUCUGGCAUUUGAUUCUUCCAUCAGGAUGCAGAUCGUCUGAUGGAAUGGUGGGAGAAGGUGAAAAGUGAACGUGAGCAUCACAGCUUCAAAAUGUACUUAAUAAUUUCGAACAUAGUUUAGGUGUUUUAACUUUAAUAUUGUCCUCUGUUGCAUUUUAGCAUGGAAAGAUCUGGCAAAUGACCCUAAACUGGCCAAGAAGGGAGAAGCAAAGUAAGUUCUUCAGUUUAGACCCAGCUAACAAACUUUAGUGUACAUUUAUUUUAAUAUUCUGUCACUAACCACCCUCCAUAUUGAUGACCUACAGUGUGGGGAAAAAAGUAUUUAGUCAGCCACCAAUUGUGCAAGUUCUCCCACUUAAAAAGAUGAGAGAGGCCUGUAAUUUUCAUCAUAGGUACAUGUCAACUAUGACAGACAAAUUGGGAUUUUUUUUCCAGAAAAUCACAUAGUAGGAUUUUUAAUGAAUUUAUUUGCAAAUUAUGGUGGAAAAUAAGUAUUUGGUCACCUACAAACAAGCAAGAUUUCUGGCUCUCACAGACCUGUAACUUCUUCUUUAAGAUGCUCCUCUGUCCUCCACUCGUUACCUGUAUUAAUGGCACCUGUUUGAACUUGUUAUCAGUAUAAAAGACACCUGUCCACAACCUCAAACAGUCACACUCCAAACUCCACUAUGGCCAAGACCAAAGAGCUGUCAAAGGACACCAGAAACAAAAUUGUAGACCUGCACCAGGCUGGGAAGACUGAAUCUGCAAUAGGUAAGCAGCUUGGUUUGAAGAAAUCAACUGUGGGAGCAGUUAUUAGGAAAUGGAAGACAUACAAGACCACUGAUAAUCUCCCUCGAUCUGGGGCUCCACGCAAGAUCUCACCCCGUGGGGUCAAAAUGAUCACAAGAACGGUCAGCAAAAAUCCCAGAACCACACGGGGGGACCUAGUGAAUGACCUGCAGAGAGCUGGGACCAAAGUAACAAAGCCUACCAUCAGUAACACACUACGCCGCCAGGGACUCAAAUCCUGCAGUGCAAGACAUGUCCCCUUGCUUAAGUCAGUACAUGUCCAGGCCCGUCUGAAGUUUGCUAGAGUGCAUUUGGAUGAUCCAGAAGAGGAUUGGGAGAAUGUCAUAUGGUCAGAUGAAACCAAAAUAGAACUUUUUGGUAAAAACUCAACUCGUCCUGUUUGGAGGACAAAGAAUGCUGAGUUGCAUCCAAAGAACACCAUACCUACUGUGAAGCAUGGGGGUGGAAACAUCAUGCUUUGGGGCUGUUUUUCUGCAAAGGGACCAGGACGACUGAUCCGUGUAAAGGAAAGAAUGAAUGGGGCCAUGUAUCGUGAGAUUUUGAGUGAAAACCUCCUUCCAUCAGCAAGGGCAUUGAAGAUGAAACGUGGCUGGGUCUUUCAGCAUGACAAUGAUCCCAAACACACCGCCCGGGCAACGAAGGAGUGGCUUCGUAAGAAGCAUUUCAAGGUCCUGGAGUGGCCUAGCCAGUCUCCAGAUCUCAACCCCAUAGAAAAUCUUUGGAGGGAGUUGAAAGUCUGUGUUACCCAGCGACAGCCCCAAAACGUCACUGCUCUAGAGGAGAUCUGCAUGGAGGAAUGGGCCAAAAUACCAGCGACAGUGUGUGAAAACCUUGUGAAGACUUACAGAAAACGUUUGACCUGUGUCAUUGCCAACAAAGGGUAUAUAACAAAGUAUUGAAAAACUUUUGUUAUUGACCAAUACUUAUUUUCCACCAUAAUUUGCAAAUAAUUCAUAAAAAAAUCCUACAAUGUGAUUUUCUGGAUUUUUUUUUCUCAUUUUGUCUGUCAUAUUGACGUGUACCUAUGAUGAAAUUACAGGCCUCUCUCAUUUUUUUAAGUGGGAGAACUUGCACAUUGGUGGCUGACUAAAUACUUUUUUCCUCCACUGUAUCUAGACUGUUCAAAGUGAAAGCCCAGCGGAUCCAGAAUGCGUUGCAGCUGUACAACUUCCUCCUGACUAAGCAUGGGGAGACUCUAAAGAACCACAUCAUUGACCUCAUCAGCAUCGCAGACAACUUAGACAAGGUAGCACUAUAGCCUACUGUACAGACAACUUAGACAUGGUAGCACUAUAGACUACUGUACAGACAACUUAGACAUGGUAGGAGCACUAUAGACUACUACUGUACACACUUGUAAUGCCUGUGACUAAUAUCAAUUACCCCCCCAGCAGAUUUUAUAAGUACAAUUCUACAAUUACAUUAGAUUACAUUUAAUUCUAUUCAAUUCAACAAUUUCAUUAUAUCCAAGGUUUCCAAGGGAACCAAGAUCGCUGGCAUCACUGGGGGCGCCACGGGGGCGGUUGGAGGGGUGGCGGCUGUGGCAGGGGUGAUCCUCGCCCCCUUCACCCUAGGGGCAUCACUGGCCUUGACAGUGGUCGGAGUCGGUGUAGCUGCAGCUGGAGGGGUCACAGGGGCCUCUGCGGCUAUCGCUAACAAAGUGAGCUGUUAGAAUCCAAUUAUAGAGCAUUUGAAGAACAAAGGAUGUUAGCACACUUAACAUAUUAAUAUGGUCAUUCAUCCUUGAUUGGACAGACACCAGGAAUUUCACUUGGCCUGGGAAAUGGCCUUGGAGCCAAGUUAGUUUCCCAAGAAACUCAUUCAGAUUAAUUAACUGUAGGUGUUCCAUUCGGAACUUAGAUACUUCAAAAGAAUAUUGAGAAGUACUGUGUAUAACAUCACUGUCCAACUCCUCUUCGUUCCAGGAAGUAAAUUCUUCAUAUCACUCUUAGGUGAGCAGUGCACAGGACAGGAAGAAGAUUGAGCUGAUCCUCCAGGACUACCGGGCCCUGAUGGGCAACAUUGAAGCCUGCUUGAGGUUCAUCAACGUGGGCAUGGAGCACCUGAGGAAGCACAACCUCUCAACCCUCCAGGGGGUUGACACGGAGGCCGUAAGAGUGGCCAGGUAUGAUAUUAAAUCAUAUACUGUAUUUACUCUUGUCUGGAAAUAUAUGAACGUUAUGUUUUUAAUAUCUUUGUUUUUAAACCUAAACCUUGACCUUAACCAGCGUGGCCAUAGUGACAGGAGUGGGUAGCUCCAGUGCCAUAGAGGCCAGCAGUAAGGCAUCGGGGAUGCUCCAAGGCUUCGCUCUGGGCAUGGAUAUCUAUUUUACCCAGAAGAAGGAUGGCAAAGGUGACCAGAAGCUGAAGAAGGGAUUGGAGUCCAAGUUUGGGAAAAAGAUACGCGAAGUGGCUCAGCAGCUGAAAGAAGGGCUGGAUGAAGUUUUCAAGGUCAAAUAUGAGCUACUUGAAAAGAAUCUCAUCCUCUGAAGAGGGGGAGGAGUUCUGUUCUGUUUUCUAUUCAGUUCUAUCCUAUUCGGUUCUAUCCUAUCCUGAUCCAAGACCAGCUUGACCGCUGAGCUCUCGCUCUGUUUCCUUUCCUAUCCUAUAUUCUACUGUAUGUUCAGGUCUUCUGCAAAUAAGUAGGCAUGAUGAGGGGAUGGAUUGUGAAUCGUGAUCAUCAUCAUGUGUGACAUGUUAUGAUAUAACAGCAGCACUCUUGAUGGCUUCUUUUCCAGAUUUUGCUAUUUUUAUCAUAACUUUUACAAAUGCUCUGUGUAAAUAUGCUAAUAGAAUUUCAGUUACUACUGAUCUAAUUUGGGGCAUAAACAAGUGACUGUUUCAAAUUACGUAUUUUCUAUAAACUGAGUGU